Molecule: messenger RNA, 6875 nt
Organism: Varroa destructor (honeybee mite)
Lineage: Eukaryota; Metazoa; Arthropoda; Arachnida; Mesostigmata; Varroidae
Product: very long chain fatty acid elongase AAEL008004-like
Biological process (GO): fatty acid elongation, monounsaturated fatty acid; sphingolipid biosynthetic process; fatty acid elongation, saturated fatty acid
Cellular component (GO): endoplasmic reticulum membrane
Molecular function (GO): fatty acid elongase activity
Source: RefSeq, a predicted model, not a curated record
AGUGUAAGUUAGUAUUGAGCUUCGCUUUUUCGUCCUCAGCGUUAAAACAAAUAGGUGGAGACGGAUUAAUGAGAGUAGACGUUUUUAAGUUUGAAAAAUACUUGAACUUUGAGGUUUUUUUACAGAUUAUGUUCAAAGUUUGAUUAUCAUUAACCCAAUUCCCGGUUUAUGUUUGUCGUGAAGGUUUCAGAGUCAGAAUAACCGUAAAUUUUGGAUCGGAUGACACAAAGGGAACUCUGAAACGUACAUAUCGAGACUUCUAGCACUCCCUAUUUUGUUAAGCAAACAACUAGAGUCAACAAAGAUACGAUAAUUGGCUUCUAUAUCAAAUAGACAUAUGUUAUAUUUCUGGCGUAUGCGUGACUUGAACGCCUGCUGAUUUGAUUGAGCGAUAUUUCGACGGAGUCUGUACUUCACCGCAGACAACGUUCAGGGUAUGCCGUAAAUCUAGGACUUUUCGAAGAUCGUUUUAGAAAUUUCAUUCGUUGAUUUUUGUUUAGUACCGUCUCAUUUAUGAGGUGAGGCGUUGUCUCAACGAAAGAACAGGGUACCUCUCUAACAAUCAUAGCAAGAAUAAAAGCAUCUUGACCAAAACGUACACUUGACAAGCAAAUCAAUAAAAUGUUGAACCGGGGAGACGGCGAGCUGCAAAUGAUGUCAAUCGUAGGAGAUCCGCCAUCCGUAACGUUUGAUUGACUAAAAAAUAAGCUUAAAAAAUGUAUAAAGCCUUACGCCUCUUUUUGGAGAUCCCGUUCCAGGCGAAUGUUUUGUUUUUGCCAUUUUGUGCCUACGGUAAGCUCAAUUGGAGCUGAAUGUUGAGGGGCGCAAAUUUUUGCGUAAGCCACGAUGUUUACUAUUUUUCCAACGUUACUUCUGCGUUCAGCCAGCCGGUACCCAUCCAACACAAUGCGCGGCGCUUGAUGGCUCAGAAAAGUUCGCUCAGUAGUCGGUUUAGACUCCUCUAUCGAAAAAUAUCCGUAGUAUAGAAGAUCGCAACGGAGAGAAAGGGACUUUAGCAACUGCACAAGUUAUGCGGCAGAUCACCAAAAAUGCCUGAUAAAAGUGGGCUGUUUUCCUGGCCGGCUGACGAAGCUGAUCGUUGCGGCGGUUUUCGACAGCUGUGCAGUUAUGCCGUCAGCAUUGACGCUACCGACGGUGGUCAUGUCGGCACGAAGCGAAAGCGCGUGUUCCAGCACCCGCUACUGGACCAGAACCGCCAAAGGAUCUCACGGCAAAGGGCAAGCGUAGAUCGGAGAGGAGAAUUCCGCCAACGAACGCACAGUUCGAAAAUAGCUAGCUAGCCAAUAACACAAACCCACUCGGGGUGCAACAGUUACUGAUGCUGGAAGCCGCGGCUGCCAUUUCGCUUACUUCCGCAGCUGCGCACUUUAUAGACGAGCAAAUUCUGUCUGGUGCUGGAUAGAGAGCGACGCAUGGAUCUUGCCGUGGCUGUAUAUUUGGCUGGGCCGCGACUCGAAGGGUCCGUUGCUGUGUGCUCUUAGUUAAGUGUGGGGUGUUGGGCUCGAGCGGUUCUUGUUUCAGGUGUCGUGGGGUAGCGAAAUUCGCACACAGUUUUCCUCAAAGCGGCAGCAAAAGCAUCUUUUAGCGGCAAUCAAGUGCAACCUAACGGACUCUCUGUUGGGGACAAGUGACGAAGAACGUGAACAAGACUCGCAAUCAAGUGUCUUUUGCGUCCAGAUCUGUGGCACACACUUCGUUCAAUCGACGCUGUUUCGUUUUUAGAUACAACUGUUUAGUGGUUACAUGGCAGACAUUGAGAUGGAGCAACCGGAUUUUUUGACACGGUUUUUCCACCUGCCGCAGGAUCCUCGGACAAAAGACUGGAUUAUGGUGAAAUAUCCGUCGAUCAUCGUCUGGCUCACUCUGGGCUAUUUGUAUUUCGUCAAGGUAUGGGGUCCUGCGUACAUGAAGAGUCGUCCUCCAUACGACCUUAAAAUAGCCAUUCGAAUUUACAACGGACUAAACGUUGUACUCAGCACAGGUUUCCUUGCCACCGUCCUACGCCUCACAUACCUAGGUGGAGGAUAUAAUUUUUUCUGUCAAGGCAUGACAUUCUCGACAGACGAGAAGUCCCUGACACUGCUUCAAGUCUAUUGGUGGUUACGACUGCUGCGUAUUGCUGACUACCUCGAUACAGUAUUUUUUGUUCUUCGGAAAAAGUUCAAUCAGGUAUCGACCCUGCAUGUGGUGCACCAUUGCCUUGUCGUGUUCGAUUGCUGGUUUUGGCAGAGAAUUGGCACUGAUGGCCAUACCUCGUUCAUCAUCUGUCUUAAUACAUUUGUACAUGUGAUCAUGUACACAUACUAUUUCCUAUCUGCUUUCGGGCCAGACAUGCAAAAAUAUCUCUGGUGGAAACGCUAUCUGACCCAGCUCCAGAUCGUUCAAUUCAUUAUUGCCAUGCUGCACGGUAGCAUUCCGCUGUUCGUCGACUGUGGCUAUCCGAGGUUAUACGUGUAUUUGGCUAUGCCACAAGGAGUUCUGUUUUUAUAUUUGUUUGUCCAGUUUUACGUGAAUGCCUACAAGGAACGCCGGCGGCAGGAAGCUUAUGGAAUGAAGGCCAAGACGGCCAACGGAUAUUCCACUGUCUGUUCGCCUCAAGUCGGAGGCGUUAAAACUGACUAAUUACAUAAUGUGCGCAGAGGGGAACAAAGAGAAAAAGCAAUUCCAAUGCUGAAUCGGUUUCCACGUCCAUGUCCAAAAUGUAAUAAUCUAAUGAAGCUCAAUCGUAGACAUUUCGCUGGGAAACAAUAGGCCCUGGAACGACUGAACCGUUCAAUUAAAAUGUAUUUAAACAGGGUCUGAUACAAACAACCUCUGCGGAAGUCGUACGGAUGCCGACCAAGUUAUAGAGCUAACUUAUAACUCUAAUGGAUGCUCGUCAGCCGGCUAAUGUACUUGACUAAAUGACUAAAUGUAAGAUAAUUGGACUUGCUAGGCUCAAGAAAUAUUAUUUACUCACAAAAAGAAAGCUGAAUUGUGCUCAUGGGGAAUAAAAGCAGAGGUGCUAUAGUCGAAUAUAUUUGAGAUUUAUGCAUCUACCGUUGUUUGACUGAUUCCGAAAUGCCUUAACACUAGCUUGCAUUAAAUUAUAAAUGUUGCUAUUCUAUUGAAGUCUAUUAAAGUGCUUAUGUGCAGCAAAAAUAAGUUGCGCAGCCUGAGCGAGUACGUAUUCUGAGUGGAAAUGGUCUUCGUAGCAGCAAUUUAAACUAAUAACGAAUAUCUAAGAGCUCCGAAAAACAAUUCUAUAGAUACAUUUCUUCUCGUUUCUACGUACAGGUGACGAGAGGAUAAAUAUUUAUCGUUAGUAUUUGUGCAAGUCUAAGGUGAAGCUGUAGAUAGAUAUCUGUAUAUAACAGCAGCCUACUAGGAAUUCGACAAGUUAAAUGAACAAGCCAAGAAGUUGUAACAGUAUUAUAAUGUAACAAAAAGAACAAAUAAAUGCUCAAGUCUCCUGAUCUAGAGGACUUUUGUAAUGUUUUAUUAGUAAAAGUUAAUGUCUAACUUCUAACUGUACAUUUUUCACAAGAAGUGUGUGCUAUAUUUUUUUCUAGGGUUUGCUGUAGGUAGAUAUCGAAACAUGUCGAACCAAGUAAUGAUAUUUUCUUCGCCUUUAUUUGGUAAGCGCUUAAUACAACCUAGGAAUCGUAAGCCAAAUUCAGUUGUAAUAAAAUUUGUCUUAAAAUUAAAAACUCAGAAAGUAAAGUUGAAAAUUGUCCGCGUUGUGGGUGACUUGUAAAAUAAUCUAGAAAAUAAAGAAUAUACAAAUAAAUAAAGUAAAAACAAAUUUCAUUCAAAUAGUGUUAUAAAUAUUAAAAACAGUGGAUUUAAUUAUCAGACAAUAGAAAUCGUGCUUCGCAUUGUAGGGGUAACGGUCCACCACGCAUGAUCUCUCACUACAAAAACCAAUAGUUUAUCAAACACUGUUAAAAACAAAAACAGACCAGUAAAAAUGGCAUGUACCCGUACGGCGUAGCAACAUUGUUAUCCUGAGCUGAUAUAAUUUGACCUUUUAAAGCAAAAUGUAUGUUUUCUACGUUAACUCCUAUACUUGGAGUAUCUAGAGAACCAUCAUACGACUCAGCAACUAUAAUUUAGGUGCGUACUUCUAUAACAAAGGACGUGCAGUGCUGGUUUGGCGGGCGUUCUCAUGCAUAUGUGGGCGAUAAAACGUUUUUUAGCAUAACUGAAGUACGCGUACUUAAUGUUACUACAGGUUAAGAAACCGGUCUACUUUGUUUUGCGGCCUAAUCCAUAAAUCAAGUUACCUGGAAGUUUAAAUUUGCGUCCCUCAUGCAGUCGCAGACGCAGGAUUUCUGCGGAAGGCUAGCGAAUCCAUCGUUCAGCUAAUACGAUGAACCCAAGAAUUUUAUAGCAAGCAUACAAGUGUAUAGAAAUUUUAGGAAAAUCAGCCAAAGCUAUGCUGAACGUCUUGUUGGAGAUUUCUAGCACACAUAUAUAAGCAGCUAUGCUUAGCUACAAGCACUCAUGUUUUUAGUCAACUGUUUUCAGACUUACUUUUCUUUCCUUUCCUUUAUUUAAUAUCUCGUUGACUUGUUAUAGUUAAGAGAUUUUUAUUUUUUUCUAUAUUUCGUUCGUCGUUUGGCGGAUACAUGGAUACGAUAACUUGCUCUGUGCUCAACAAACCGAAUUAUCGUUUUACUUCUCACAUAUUUUCUGUUAGUAAUGGAUUCUGCUUCCGAGAGUUCAAAGUUCGAUUGUUCGAUUCCCAACCUUACAGUUUAAGAAUAUACGAAACUCGUUCGAUAAUUUGAACUUCCGAAAGGAAAACACAUAGUUUUAGCACCAGAUGACUCAACGUUUAUUUUGGCAGUUAUUCGAAUCCUUUGCGUAAUAUUUUGUCUGUACGUAUAAUAUCUAUUAUAAACAUGCUAUCUGAACUUAUGCGUGAAUCAUCACUUUAAAUAAUGUGGAUAAUAUAUACAGGUGAGCUUUUCUCUGCGUACAGACAAACAUUCAUUUAACUUAGUUGUUUAUAUAUUGUAUUCUGUUGUACGAUGAGAUUUAAUUAUACAUAAUUGCAUAUGUCUAUACUAAUGUCUUUCGUGUGCGGUCACAUAUCGAUGUAUAUAAUAUAUUGACGAGAAGAACUGACCUUGACAAGAGAUUGCCUAGAGACAUCUUAUUCGAGUGAAUGCCAACUCCCUGUAGAAAGGGGAAUAAAUUCGUUGCAAAAAGCAUAUUCAAUCUAAACUGUAUAACACCAUUCAGUCUAACCUUACUGACGAUACUCUAUUAUUCAGCCCCUACCUUGUCUACUUCCCCCAGCCUUCGACUCUUGACAAGCGUUACAUUGUCUGAACGGAAUUAACAAACCAAAUUAUAUUUGUCAAAUGCGUCAUAGUCCCUUAGAGACACCUACAAUUUCCUAUCGAGCUUGAUAAAGCGUUUAAUUUGAGUGAAUGGAAUCGGCACAUCAAAUCGUCCUCUUCUUCUUGCGUUGUGCCCUCUUUCAAUGCUCAUACAUUCGAUGUGGCUUAGUUUCCUUCAAUUGAUAUAUUAACUAAGUACAUGGACAUAUCGUUUUCUAUUCGCCAGUGUAUAAUAAUAGCCAGUGUUAACAGGGUUUUAUCUAUGUAACCGACGCCAAAGGCUAACAGUGCGCUAAUAUCGUCUAGCGACUCUUUUCAGCUCAGUUCAGUCUUUGUUUCAUGGCAUUGCGUCCAUUCUUAUCUUAUUCGUAGUAGAUACACGUUGAUUUACACAUUCGUUCUUAAAACCUCGUUUCUAUACACAUGCAAAAUCUACACUGGUAACAUUGCAACAUCUUUUCACUAUGUUCAUGCACCAUUUCAUCGCACUCAUAAAUACAUGGUUGAGCCAUGAGGCAAUAGAACAGUUUAAUGCCAAUCUAAAGUCGUUAAAUGUUCACAAGUAACGUAUGCUUAUAAACAGUUCAUUCUGUAUCUAUGUAAAUAUUCAGCUGUACAUUUAUCUCUCUCGCCUUCACUCACGUCCAGCCAGUUCAGCGGCCGAUGCUGGUGACACCUCAUUCAUCCAUCCAUUCAUUCAUUCAUUCGUAUUGGCUCCACAAAGUGCUCUCGAAUUUUCGGCCGAUCUCAAGGUGUCAUUGUUUACAUGUGGCACGAUCGAAUGCAAGAUCAUCUUCGUGGUGUGAGCUGCAGCCGUUUCUGGAGUACGAUUAAAUCGAGGGAGGAGCUUUUAAAGGUCAAUUGGUGUCCACUUUUCGUUGCGGCCCAUUUUUCUGACUGGUCAUCUUGAACGUAUUUCGGAAGAACAUGUAGAACACGGAGCUGGACUAGCGAUAUUUCUCGCUACUAUUGAGUGAAAUUAAGCGAAUCUUCUAACAUAUCACUACAUUAUGGAACGAAUUCAACUGGGGCCCACGUAUCUUUCUACCUAAUCAUUUUUCUCCAAGGCGAUUCGAAUUACAACUACGGAAAAAACGCUUGAGUAGGGAGAACUGGCACUAAACUAUGAAUAAUAUGAGAAUUGUCUUGCACUUGACGGCUGCCAAAUAUGCUCUAGAAAUAGAAAAAGCUCGCACUAUAGCUCUAUUGCUGCCAGUAUAUUUACUAUGGAAGUUUAGAAAACGAUAUCUGCGUCCAAUGUCACCGCUGUUUCGAGUCCGUAGGCUUUUUGUUCAUAGUCGGACUCAAUCAAAUUUAAUGCUAGGUAGGUUCAGCCAGUCGUCUGGAUUUGUCGUUAUACACAAGAAUGCAUUUAGCGGCACAUCAUAUGUUAUAGAGUUCCUUAUUAAUAUCAGCAGAGGGGAAUUCAAUUUGACGUUGCCAGAUCUCUUGGCAUGAGCGUUGCCAAAUGAAAAACCACUCAUAUUAAUUAGCAAAGACUAGUUGACGUUAGUAGUAAGGGCA